UGGAAACUGGAGCGUGGAUGACUACCGUUGCUCUUAGCACUGGAUAAAUAGUGAAUGAAAUGUCAAAACUGAUGUUUAUUUCAUAAUAUUACAUUUGAAUGAGAGAUGUUGGCUGAGGUUCCAGGGAACCCUCUAAGCUCUGGCCCCCUCUGGACAGCCACCUGUGGUAAAGAUGAAAAGGGCCCAGGCCUAACCCUGCAGCGGUCAAGGGAUGCCCAGAGGAAGAUGUCCUCCCAGCGUUGCUGCUUCCUAGGGGUAGAGACCUGGGCAGAGCUGAAGUGGGAGGACUGGGAGCUGGGAGGGGAGUUCACUAAGACCCUGCUGCUGAAGAACAUCCAUAGUAAACUACAGAAACUACGUUUCAGGCCUCCUGUGUCAAAGUUCUUCACCACCCUGUUUCCUCAGAUCAUCACUCUGAGUCCUGGAACGUCUUUUUCUCUUCCUGUUACAUUCCGCCCCCUUGAUAGGUGUGAGUACCAGGACACCAUAGAGUUCCACAGUAAAGAUGGGUUGUUCCAGGUGUCUCUGAGGGCGACCAUACCUCGCCAUGCUCUGGACGUACCCGAGUCUGUCCUCCUACCGCCCUGUGCUGUUCUCCACCAAUCACAGACCACCUUCAUGUUCCGCAACGCCAGUAAGCUGCAGACAGGUUUCCAGUGGGAGGUGCCCUCUCCCUUCCAGCUGUGUCCAGAGAGCGGGAUGUUGGAGCCGGGUCAGGAGCGUAGAAUCACGGUGCUCUUCAGACCACGGGAGGCGUUGGUCUACCAGGUCCAGGCUAGCUGUGCCUUCGGGGACGAGGGAGAGAACAGCUGUACUGUGCUCCUACAGGGCCUAUCAAAGUACCCGUUCCUUCAGAUCAGUGCCCCGGGUCAGGAGGAAGGAUGUAAGGUGCUGGAGUUUGGCAAUGUGCCUGUCGGCUGCACCAUGGAAAGACACUUUGAGAUUCUCAAUCCAUCCUCAAUAACGACUUCCUUUAGUCUGUCCAGGAUGCAGCGUCCGGUGCUGUCAGAGUCAGUGUUCCAGUGUGGUAUCCAGAAGGGAGAGGUGGCCCCGCGUACCUCCAUCAGGGUACCUGUGAUUUUCUCUCCUGUAACUGUGGACAGCACCACUGUGGACUACCUGUCUCUCACCUGCCCUGGGGCGCUCAGCAAAACCCUGCUCAAAGUCACCGGCACCUGCAUAGGUCCUCAGGUGUCCCUGUGCUCCUCCAUGCUGGACUUUGGCUGUGUGGACGAGGGUGAGGAGGCCUUGCGUACCGUGGACAUCAUCAACUCCUCCUCUGUGGAGGCCCAGUACCAGUUUGACUUGGACACCACAGGGCAUAGUGUCUUCACUUUGGAGUCAGCUUGUGGUGCCCUGCCACCCAACAGCCACCGGAGCCUACGCCUGCUCUUCAGACCACACCACCCCAUGGGGCACCACAGGAGGGUGGUCUGUCUGCUGCUACACAGGGAGCCUCUGUUCCUGGACCUGAUAGGGACCUGUCACUCUGAGCAGCUGAAACCAGCCAUCCUUCACCCCAGACACCUGGUCCUGUACCGGCAGCACCUGGCCCGGGGACUCACCUGCUACCCUCCUGAUGUACUCAGUGCCAUGCUGGCAGAGGACAAGAUCCAGGUGGACCAGGAGGGAGCUCUGAUGUUACAUGAGGAUCCUGCUGCUGUGCCAGAAAAGAGUCCUAUGGAGGAAUAUUACCAGGGCUGUGCAGGGGGCAAGGUGGAGGCUGAGCUAGGAUGCAGCGGUGAGGGGUCCAGCACCAACAGUUCCCACGUCACAGUGGAUCCCCCAGAGCUGCUAUUCCUCAACGGCUACCUCUCUACCUCCCAGUCUGUGACUCUCUCCAAUCACACCAAGGGCAAGCUCAGCUUGGUCUGGACCCCGGCUCCUAACUCCCCCUUCUCCGUCACACCCUCGUCAUGUGAUCUGGGACCCCUGAAGUCGACUGCUUUCAGAGUCAGCUACACGCCCAAGCAGCACAACACCUUCCAUGGGGCACAGCUAGAGUGCUUUGCUCACUACAAGGUGUUGAGGGACCAUCGCCAGGUAGAGGACCGUACCUUGUGCCCUUCCUGGUGUGUCACAGUCCGGGUCAUUGGACACUCCUUCCAGCCUGGCCGGGAGCAUUUCAUCCCCCGCUUCUCCUUGCAGCACCCCCGGGUGGUCUUCCCUGCUCUGAGCCUGGUCUCGUACAGGACUGUGCUCCUGGAUAACAUGGGAGACCUACCUUUAGUGUUCAGGCUGGACCCGGAGGAGUGUCCUUCAGUCACUGUUCAGCCCACCAGCGGCCUGGUCCAACCUGGACACCACCAGAUUCUCACCCUCAGGACCACCCCAUCCGAGGACUGCCCUGCCAAGCUACCCCUCACCUUGCACUUCAAUGCCAGUCCCAAGCACACCCAGGAGUUGUCGGUGGUGAGUGUGGUAGAGAAGCUGUGUCUGUCUCUGGAAGGAGAAGGUAGUCUGUUCUUCAAACCCACGGCGGUGGGCUCCUGCUCCCAAAGCCCCUACAGGGUCAGGAACCUGACCAGGCUACCUCUGAGGUUCCACUGGAGGAUCCCUGGACCUGACCAACGUUUUAUCUCUGUGGCGCCUGACACGGGAGUCCUGCAGCCCAAUGAGACCAUGGUGCAGACGUGGUCCUUCACCCCAUUUGAGGAAAUGGUUUACAAUCUGAAGCCCAACUUGACCUUCUGGCCAAUCCAGACGCCCGGAUGCAGGAAGUCCCGCCUCCCCUUGAAAGUUGUGGGCAUGGCCUCCAAAGGAUCCAUCCAGGCAGAGCAUAGCGUGCUGGACCUGGGGGAGGUGUUGGUGGGAGACUGCAGGUCCUUCGAGGUGCCUCUCAUCAACAACGGUUCCUGUCCUGUCAGCUUCUGUUUGUCUGUACAACAGAGCCUGUUAGACCCGGGGCUGCCUGAGAACACACAGAAGAAAGACCCUGUUGCCCUGGAGCUGGACUCUGUGAGAGGCACCAUCCCAGCUCGCUCCAGGCUGCUGAUCCGCUCCACUGUGAGGCCUGCCAGGAGGACCAGAUACUGCUGGGACCUCACCUACCAGACACUCAGCUCUACAGGCUCUGUGCUGGAUGCUCCCCAGGCUCUGUGCCAGGUGCUGGGUGAAGGGGUGUUCCCCACCCUGGAGGUGACAGAUGUGCGUUGCAGUGGCAGCGUGGAGGGGCUCAGCAAGCUGCAGAUCUGGAGCCUUUUUUCUCUGGGACAACUCAACGCCCACCUGCAGAGAGACCCCGCCCCGCCGGAGCUCACCUAUCGGGUGCCCACCAGACACAGUCUGCGUCGUUGUCCCUCCAUCUUCACGUCGGCCAUGUUGGAUUUCAACUUCAGCGCUGCUCCUCUGGGCUCAGACCCCUCCAGUGUGCUGCUGAUGUUUGAGAACACUGGGAGCAUCCCUGUCGAGUGGUCGUUCCUGUUCCCAGAAGACCAGCAGAUAGAGCUUGAGUACUGGGCUGAGACUGGGGAGUUCAGCACUACAGAGCUCCACCAUAUGAAGGUGCAGGAUAACAGGCUGUUUAAUAUAACACCCCGCUCUGGUAAACUACAUCCAGGACAGCAGAAGGCAGUGACAUUUAGCUACAGACAUGACUUUGCUGGUACUGACCGUCUCCCAGUCCUGUUCAAGCUAUCUCACGGCAGAGAGAUUCUGUUGAACUUCAUGGGAGUGACGGUGGAGAGAGACAGGCACUACCUCCACUUCACCUCCACCAAGCACGUCUUCGCCCCAGUGGCAAUCGGGGGGUUCAGUCCACCUAAACAGGUGUAUGAGCUGUACAACGGAGGGGCUAUCCCUCUGAGGUACCGUGUGGACACAGAGCCCCUUGAGCAGCUGACGGCUGAUAACUUUGGUCACCCCGUGCUGCAGUGUCUCAUCCCCCAGGGAGAGGUGAAGCCUGGCAGGACAGCCCUGCUGGAGUGGGUCCUCUCCCCCCUGGAGGCAAAGACUUACAGUGUGGACAUCUCUAUCCAUGUGCUGGAGGGAGACACUAUGCUGUUGACGUUUGAAGGCUGUGGGUUUGAUAACAGUGUGCUGGGAGAGUCGGCACCAGUACAGCUUCAUGAUGCCUACAUGUCUGUCCCCAGCACACAGAGGAUGGCCCUGCCCAACCAGGUGCUGUUCCUGUCAGAGGAGAGAUUGUCUCUUGGGGACAUCCCAGUCUGCUGUCGCUCCACACGGGUCCUGUUCCUGACGAAUGUCUCCCACAGUGACAGAGUCCUCUACACCUGGAAUCUGACUGACCAGUCAGUCCAGAUCUACCCAGAGAAUGGUACUCUGUCUCCAGGGGAGAGUUCUCUCUGUAUCCUGACUCUCCAGGCCUCUGGCAGCCCCAGCUUCUACCAGCUAGACAUCAUCUGUGAGGUGACCCUGGAGGAAGCUCUAUCUCAGUACCAUCAGGAUCUACAGCAGUGGGAGCUGGAGAGAGACAGACAGACGAACGAGUUUACCCUGACUGAGAAAGACCUGCAGCCGAGUCAGACCAGCUACCCCCAGGGUCAUACACCGAGUCAGACCAGCUACCCCCAGGGUCAUACACAGAAUCAGACCAGCUACCCCCAGGGUCAUACACAGAAUCAGACCAGCUACCCCCAGGGUCAUACACAGAAUCAGACCAGCUACCCCCAGGGUCAUACACCGAAUCAGACCAGCUACCCCCAGGGUCAUGCACAGAAUCAGACCAGCUACCCCCAGGGUCAUACACCGAGUCAGACCAGCUACCCCCAGGGUCAUACACCGAGUCAGACCAGCUACCCCCAGGGUCAUACACAGAAUCAGACCAGCUACCCCCAGGGUCAUGCACAGAAUCAGACCAGCUACCCCCAGGGUCAUACACCGAGUCAGACCAGCUACCCCCAGGGUCAUACACAGAAUCAGACCAGCUACCCCCAGGGUCAUGCACAGAAUCAGACCAGCUACCCCCAGGGUCAUACACCGAGUCAGACCAGCUACCCCCAGGGUCAUACACCGAGUCAGACCAGCUACCCCCAGGGUCAUACACAGAAUCAAACAAAGGAGAGCAACACUAAGGAGGUUGUACCUUCCCCACAGAAGCCUGGACCUGUAGUCAGGAAGUACAAGACUCUGCCUCCUAUCCAUAGCAGCAGCAGCAGUGCCGUGGUGGGGGGUAUGUGUACCAGGCCCAGUCGUGCUGAGCGGAGGGCCCAGAGAGAGGCUAGCCAGGUAUGGAGGAGACCUGAACCGCCCUGCCCCACCCUGCUACACCUGGGGGUCACCGCCCGCUCACACUCCCUCCUAGAGUUCCAGACCUUCUUCCCCUCCCUGCUCAGCACACACCACAUCAACAGGUCGGCCCGGCCCAAUGUGACCCGUUGUGAAUCCCGUCAGAGCAGACCUCCAUCUGUAGACAUGCCCCCUCUCAGCCACGGACCAGAGAGAGACAUCAUUACCCACACGCUCACCUCUAUAUUCAGGAGCCUCCUGGACGACCCUCGCUUCCACCACUCUCUGGUGAACGGUGUGGCUGAACCCGUGCCUUACUUCACCCAGCUGAGACAGACUGCUUACUCCCCUACCACACCUCUCCCUGGGGCUGCUUCGCCCUAUCCUGGUACCUCCAGGCCCUAUCCUGGGACCAGGGAGGCCCAUCCACCUUACCCCCCUACUCCUCAGCUCCUCAUGGGGGGCAGUCUGUACAGUGCUGGGGUAACAGAGGUAACAAAGCAACAGCCACAGACCCCGAAGCCAACAGUGAAGCGAGAGCAUCAGUUCAGCAUUCAGGAGACCAUCCGCAGGUUGCCAGAGUUCUGUGACGUGACAGAGGAGGUUCUCCUCAACACCUUACAGAACCUGAUUGUGGAGGCCUUCCUGGGAGAGCUGGUCCUUACAGCCAGGCCACGAAUCAUCGCCCUUCCUCCUGUCUCUGCCAGGAGGAACAGCUGUGGUUCCAGGAGGCUGUCUAGAGGGGCCACUGACCCAGACAGGAGCAGAGAGACCAGGGGGGCUCCUCCUCUGGGUCUCAGCUUCAGCCCUGGCCCCCACCUACCACCCUCUGCACUACUGGCCAACCUGGACCUAACCUAACAUGGACCUAACCAGUGUUUUACUCCACACAAUGCCUCAACAUUACUUCAUACCCAAUAAAUAACUUGAAAAAAAAAUAAAAAAAUGAAAAGUUCAAUGAAAGUUGAUUUGACCAUUUUAAAUAGCGAUUCACGUCUCGAUGCCCUGAUCUACAAUGUGUUUAGUACUUUCACACCCUCAUUUACCUGAUAGUAUCUCUGUGAAGCGCUGGACAGUUUCACUUCACUAUUUCUAGCCUUUUAUAAUAAACUCAAACAUUGAAAACAGACCAUUCCAAAAACAUUUUUUGUUUAUUAAAAAGGAAUUCAGUCCACAGUAGUUAAGACUUUGGCACCUACAAUAAACAUUUUUUUUUUUAACAAAACGUGUGCACCCCAAAUAGCAUUAAAAAAAAAUGCUUGGAUAAAAGGGAUAAAUAAAAACACAUUUCUUUUUUGUGUGAAAAUUAAAAACAGCAGUUGAGAUCGGUAUAAAACAAUGCAACUCAACUGGCAGCCAUCUUAGAGCUUCCGUCCACAAAAUGGCAGAAGUACAUGAAAACAA
Messenger RNA from Salmo salar (Atlantic salmon), 6591 nucleotides. NCBI's taxonomy places the organism in Eukaryota, Metazoa, Chordata, Actinopteri, Salmoniformes, Salmonidae. The record is from RefSeq and is a predicted model, not a curated record.